AUGACUUCAGCGCUAAAGAAGCAACAAAAAAGUAUCUCUGAAUUAUCUGAAACCAUAAGACUCCUCGGCUAUGAUAUUCGUGAAGUUCGGGACAGGGGUGCAAGAAGUAGUAACGCGGGAUCCG
Diversispora eburnea is the source of this 124-nucleotide messenger RNA. The record is from the annotation of a GenBank genome assembly. Lineage: Eukaryota; Fungi; Glomeromycota; Glomeromycetes; Diversisporales; Diversisporaceae.